Messenger RNA from Eubalaena glacialis (North Atlantic right whale), 1053 nucleotides. RefSeq names its product TNF alpha induced protein 6 (gene TNFAIP6). The record is from RefSeq and is a predicted model, not a curated record. Gene Ontology annotation, biological process: cell adhesion; negative regulation of inflammatory response. Bases 48 to 881 code for a protein of 277 amino acids. Gene Ontology annotation, molecular function: hyaluronic acid binding. Lineage: Eukaryota; Metazoa; Chordata; Mammalia; Artiodactyla; Balaenidae. The transcript has 6 exons.
UAUCCUGAGCAGCCCCUAACAGGCUAUUCCUUCUCUACAACUGAGAUAUGGUCAUCUUAAUUUACUUAUUUGUCUUGCUGUGGGAAGAGGCUCACGGAUGGGGAUUCAAGAAUGGAAUUUUUCAUAACUCCAUAUGGCUUGAACAAGCAGCAGGCGUGUACCACAGAGAAGCGCGGUCUGGCAAGUACAAGCUCACCUACGCAGAGGCGAAGGCGGUGUGUGAAUAUGAAGGUGGCCAUCUUGCCACCUACAAGCAGUUAGAGGCAGCCAGAAAAAUUGGAUUUCAUAUCUGUGCUGCUGGGUGGAUGGCCAAGGGCAGAGUUGGAUACCCCAUUGUGAAGCCAGGGCCCAACUGUGGAUUUGGAAAAACUGGUAUUAUUGAUUACGGAGUCCGUCUGAACAGAAGUGAAAGAUGGGAUGCUUAUUGCUACAACCCACAUGCAAAGGAGUGUGGUGGUGUCUUCACAGAUCCAAAGCAAAUUUUUAAAUCUCCAGGCUUCCCAAAUGAGUAUGAUGAUAACCAAAUCUGCUACUGGCACAUUAGACUCAAGUAUGGUCAGCGUAUUCACCUGAGUUUUUUGGACUUUGACCUUGAAGAUGACCCAGCUUGCUUGGCUGACUAUGUUGAAAUAUAUGACAGUUACGAUGAUGUCCAUGGCUUUGUGGGAAGAUACUGUGGAGAUGAGCUUCCAGAAGACAUCAUUAGUACAGGAAAUGUCAUGACCCUGAAGUUUCUAAGUGAUGCUUCAGUGACAGCAGGAGGUUUCCAAAUCAAAUAUGUUGCAGUGGAUCCUCUAUCCAAAUCCAGUCAAGGAAAGAAUACAAGUACUACUUCUCCUGGAAAUAAAAACUUUUUAGCUGGAAGAUUUAGCCAUUUAUAAAGCAAAGAAAGACAUUCCGUAUUUAUGUUUCUAUCUUUUGGAGCCCCUUUGAUCUCACUUUUAUAUUAUUAUUAUUAUUAACAUUUAUUUAUUAUUUUUCUAAAUGUGAAAGCAAUACCUGAUAAUUUGGGAAAAAUUGGAAAAUACGGAAAACUUUAAAUGAGAGAAUAAA